Eimeria acervulina is the source of this 1053-nucleotide messenger RNA. RefSeq lists its product as hypothetical. NCBI's taxonomy places the organism in Eukaryota, Apicomplexa, Conoidasida, Eucoccidiorida, Eimeriidae. The record is from RefSeq and is a predicted model, not a curated record. The transcript has a single exon. The coding region runs from base 1 to 1053 and encodes 350 amino acids.
AUGUCUCCUCCUACAACAGCAAAAACUGCUGCUGCUUCAACUGCAGCAGCAGCAGCAGCAAAGCAGCGGGGCCCCCGAGGGGGGCCCCCAGGUAUAUCACCAAAAGGGAGGAAGCACGAAGGAGCAGACGAAGAUCAAACCCCUGCAGAAGCAGCAGCAGCAGCAGCAAUUGAUGAUAUUAUUGCAGCAGGUGCUGCGCUGCUACAUAAAAGAGCAGCAGAUAGACAGUGCUUUGGUCUUGCUGCUGCAGCAACAACCAGGUGUCUCCUUGAUAUCCUUCGUCUCUCUAACCUCACCAUAGACCCAGGAGACCCACCCUGCUGCACCCAAACGCAGAAAGGGGGCCCCCAAGGGGCCCCCCAAGGGGCCCCCCAAGGGGCCCUUCACAGGGGCCCCCUAUACGACCCCCAAUCAGGGGCCCCCACAGGGGCCCCCCAAACAGGGGCCCCCCAAUCAGGGGCCCCCCAAACAGGGGCCCCCCAAACAGGGGCCCCCCAAACAGGGGCCCCCCAAGGUGAGGCCCCCAAAGAAGGAACCUCCCAAGGGUAUCUCCCUAGGGGCCCCUCAAGGGGCCCCCAAAGGCCUUACGAAGCAGGGGGCCCCCUUAGGGAUCGUGAAGCAGGGGGUCCCCAAGGGGGCCCUCAAGGGGGCCCUCAAGGGGGCCCCCAAGGGGGCCCUCAAGGGUGUGUGUUUGAUAUACCCCCUAUGCCUCGCCCAGGGAAGCAAGACAGCUGGGCCCCCGGUUGCUGCGGUAUAAAGCCGUUAACACCAGAGCUGCAGCAGAUGCUGCUAGCAGCAGAUAAAGAGAGAGAAGAAGCAGCAGCAAGAAGGGGGGCGUUGCUGCGGAAGCGGGGUGCAACGCCGCUGAUAGCAGCAGCAACAGCAGCAACGCAGCGAGCAUCAGCAGCAACAGCAGCAGCAGCAGUAGCAGCAGCAACAGCAGCACCUGCGGCUACUGCUGCUGCUGCUGCUGCUGCGAGGCGUGCUGCAGCACAAGGGACAAAGAGACCGCUGAGAGCUGCAGCAGCAAAACAAACAGCAGCACCAUCCUAA